Molecule: messenger RNA, 8171 nt
Organism: Caenorhabditis angaria
Lineage: Eukaryota; Metazoa; Nematoda; Chromadorea; Rhabditida; Rhabditidae
Source: the annotation of a GenBank genome assembly
AUGUCGUUGAAUUUCGCGUUUUUCAAUGGCGAAGUGACGCGAGAUCGAAAACAAGAAGCAUUUAUGCGAAGUCUGAAUGAGAGGAAUAAUUUUCUUGAACAUUUGAACAAUCUAUCCGAACAGCGAAAUUUGGAGGAUAAAAAGAAUCGAGCCGCGAAAUUGGUGCAGAAAAAAUGGAGAGAAUAUUGGAAGAAGCAGGAGAAAAGGAAGGAAUAUCGACAGAGAUUUGAUAAUAUGAGCAAUGAUGUGGCACCAGGGAACGGGGAGAUGAUGGCGAAAUUGUUGGUGAAUUUCUAUGAGCAGAAAAUGGAUGAGGAGAGAUUGGUAAGGGUUUUGAGGGGAGAAAAUUAAGGAAAAUUCAAUUUUUGGGGUUGAAAAUGAUCCAUUUGGUAAUUUUAUUGGAAAAUUUAUCUGAAAAUUUUCAAAUUUUGAUGAAUUUUGGGAUUUGACUGUUAUUUCUUGAAAUAUUGGUUGAAAAAUCAUGAUUCAGCUGAAAAUUACUUGAAAUUGAUGAUUUUCAGAGAAAAGUUAACCUGAAAACUCUGAAAAUCAUUCAAAUUUUGAACAAUUCGUUGGAAAAAUCAUUUUCGAGCUGAAAAUUAUCUGAAAUUGAUGAUUUUCAGAGAAAAGUUAACCUUAAAACUCUGAAAAUCAUUCAAAUUUUGAACAAUUCGUUGGAAAAAUCAUUUUCGAGCUGAAAAUUAUCUGAAAUUGAUAAUUUUCAGUUGAAAAUUCGAAAAUUUUAUAAUAAAAACUUCUGUAACCUCAAAAUUAUUCAAUUUUUGAUGAAUUUUGGGAUUUUGAGUGUUUUUCUUGAAUUUUGGUUGGAAAAAUGAUUUUCCAGCUGAAAAUAACCUGAAAUUGAUGAUUUUCAGUGAAAAAUGUGGAAAAAAUUGAUCUGAAAACAUUAAAAAUUGGAAAAAAUUUGAACUUUUAGGAAAAAUUACCUGAAAUUGAUGGGUUUCAGUGGAAAAUAUCAGAAAAUUUGAUCAGAAACAUUAAAAAUUGGAAAAAUCUUAAAUUAGAAGAAAAAUUAUCUGAAAUUGCUUAUUUUCAAUCAUAAAUUCACCCGAGAACUCUGAAAAUCAAUCUGAAACCUGAAAAUCAUUCAAAUUUUGAUGAAUUUUGGGAUUUCGACUGUUUUUUCUUGAAUUUUGGUUGGAAAAUCAUGAUUCGGUGAAAAAUAUGUGAAAAAAUGCUCAAUUUUGAGGGUUUCAAGGUUUAAAAUAACCUGAAAUUGAUAAUUUUUCGAUCUGAAACUAUAAAAAAUUCUCAAUCUGGGGUUGAAAAUGAACCAAAUUUGAUAUUUUUUAGUGAACAAUUUAUCUGAAAACUCUGAAAAUCAAUAUGAAACCUGAAAAUUAUUCGAAGUUUGAAAUAUUGGUUGCAGCUGAAAAUUACCUGAAAUUAAUGAAAAAUGUGUGAAAUCGAGCUGGAAACCAAAAAAAUCAAGUUUUGGCCAGAAUUUCAUCUAAGAUUAGUGUGUUAAUCUAAGAUUAAUUUCAUCUAAGUUUUAGAUGUUUUCAGUUGAAUUUUGAGCUUAAAAACCAAGUUUUGAAGCUUAAACAUGGAAACAUUCGAAAUUUUCAGGAUUUUCAGCGCAAAAUCUCAGAUUUUCGAAAAUUCUCGAAAAAUCAAUUUUUCUGUUGGAUUUUCAGAUUAAAACCAAGUUUUGAAGCUGAAAAAUGGGAAAAUUCGAAAUUUUCAGGAUUUUCAGCUCUAAAUCCUUUUUUAAUCUGAAAAUCAGUUUUUCAGUUGGAUUUUCAGCUAAAAACCAAGUUUUGAAGCUGAAACAUUGGAAAAUUUGAAAUUUUCAGGAUUUUCAGCAAGAAAUUGAAAUUCAAAAGAAAAAUAAACAAUUUUCGGAUAAAUUUUUUGAUUUCUAGCAAAAAUUACAUGAAAAUUAGGCUAAAAUUUCCAAAAAUUUUGAUUUUUUAUAUGAAAACCCCCAAUUUUUUCCAGAUAAUCUGCCUGAAUGAAAUCAUCAAAACCGCUCGUGAACAACCCUCCGUAAUUCCAAAAAUCCUUCCGAAUUCCCGUCGAAUUUGCCUCACAAAAUGUUGCCUCAAAUUCAUGCGCUCCGCCACGUCACAAACCAAUUUCUUCAUGAUUUUGCGAUUUUUGGAGAGUUUUGUGAUAAAUGAGCAGAAAUUGUUCGAGAUUGCCGUGAAAAUUGGAUUUUUCGAGGCACAAAUUGCACUUUUAAAUGCCGUGAACGAGCCGAAAAUGGAGAAAAUUGGAGAGAAAAUUGGAAUGAGAGCGCAACAGGUUGUGCAGAGGAUUUUUUCGAUUUUUGAGGUGAUUUUUGGACUGAAAAUCCAACAGAAAACCCAAUUUUUAAAGGAAAAAAGGAUUUAGAGCUGAAAAUCCUGAAAAUUUCAAAUUUUCUUUAUUUUUCAGCUUCAAAACUCGGUUUUCUAGGCUGAAAAUCCAAUAAAAAUUGAUAUUUUUUUCGAAAAUCUGAAAUUUCGAGCUGAAACUGCAUUUUUGGCUCAAAAAUUUGGGUUUUUGAGCUUUUCCUAAUUAUUUUCAGUCAAAAAUUUUGUCUGAAAAUCGGAUUUUCAAUGAAAAAUAGGUACUUUUGAACUGAAAAAAACAUCUGAAAUUUUUAGCUGAAAAUUUGAGUUUCAGAGAAUUUUUUCUGAGCUAAAAUUUGUCUGAAAAUCGGAUUUAUGGUUGAAAAAUUCUAAUUUUCAGUUUUCUGAGCUUGAAAAAUGCUCAUUUGGUUUUUAAGCUGAAAAUUCGAUGAAAAUUGAUUUUUCAUGGAAUAAAUAAUAUUUCUGCAAGAAUUUUGAGCUGAAAUCUGAAAUUUUGAGCUGAAAAUUUGGGUUUCAGAGGAUUUUUUAGUGUGAUUUUCAUUGAAAAUUGAUUUUCUGAGCCAAAAAUUUGUCUGAAAAUCAGGAUUUUCAGUGAAAAUAGGUUUUUUUGAUUUGAAAAUGCAUCUGGAAAUUUGUAGCUGAAAAUUUGGGUUUCUGAUUAUUUUUUGGUGUAGUUUUUGAGUUUUCUGAGCUUUUCCUAGUUAUUUUCAGCCAAAAAUUCGUCUGAAAAUCAGAUUUUUGGAUGAAAAAUCAUUUUUCUAAGCUAAAAAAUGCUCAAAAUUUCUUCAAAAAACCCCGUUUUUUUCCAGAAAUCCAUCUCCAUCCAUUCUCCUCUUAUCUAUCAAAAAUUCAUCGAAUCCGCCACAAAAUCCGCUCCAGAUUUGAUAUUUUUCAACAUCCUGCUUCCCCAAUUUGCUCAAUCAAUAACUCCCGAAAAAUCCGCAUUUCCAACAUUUUUUGUUGGCCAAAAAUGUACCCAAAAAAUCGGCGAAAUAUCGAUUGUUUUUGUUGGAACAGAGCCAAUUUUUGGCGGCAGAUAGUGAGGAGAUUUCACAGUAUUUUGAUGCGUUGGCUGGAAGUAGUUGUGCUGAAAAUUUGGCUGAAAAUCAUGGAAAUGGUAUGGAAACUGAAAAUCUGGUGGAUUCUUAUUUAAAGGAGAGAAUUGAGACGAUUUUGGAAAGUGCCAAGUUUAGACGAAUUGCGCAGAGUUAUGGUAAGUGUUUUUUUGAGAUUUGGGCUGAAAAUUAAGGUCUUUAAGGUUUCAAUUUAGAUUCUUAAGUGAAUUUAGAGCAUUUUGAGUCCACAUUUGGGGGUUCUAGGCCAUUUUUGGGUCCUGGACUAGAUUUGAGCCAAUUUGGAGCAUUUUUAGCCCAAGUUUGAGCAUUUUCUGAUUCUGGAAAGAGAUUUAGGCUUUCCAGGUCUAAAUUAGGGCUUUUGGAGCAUUUUGAGCCCAAAUUUGAGCAGUUUCUGAUUCAGGGACGAAUUUUGGGCUUUCCAGGUCUAAAUCUGGGCUUUUGGAGCCAAUUUGGAGCAUUUUGAGCAUUUUCUGAUUCUGGAAAGUGAUUUGGGCUUUCCACGUCUAAAAUUGGGUUUUUGAGCCCGAAUUUGAGAUUUUCGGAUUUUUUUAUAACCUCAGGCCGAACAUUUUCAGGCCUUUGGGCCUAAAUUUCAGAUUUUUAUGAUUUUCGGAUGAAAAUCUCAGUUUCAUGGCUAAUUUCAUACCUUGGGAACCUUUUAGUUUUUCAGAGUUUCAGAAAUUUUAAGAUCAUUCUGAAAAUUUUCUAAAAAUUUGAAUUCAAUCCCAGUUUAUCCGGGUCAUUUUCAGCCCUUCUCAAAUCAAAUCUGAAAUUCCUCAUUCUAUUUUUUUUUCCAGCCAAUUUGAACAAUGUCAACGUAAUUACAAUUGUUUCACUUCAACGACAAUUUUUGAGAAUUGUCGACUCGUUGGCUGCUUCGGAGAAUUUUAUGAAUUCGUGGGUUUUUUCGCUAAAAAUUCCAGAAAAAUCGGAAAUUUUCAAUUUCAGACUCUGGGAUUAUAUUCGAAAAUCGAUUGAUGAUCGAGGAUUUUUUGAUGAAAAAUGUACGGAUAUUGAAUUUUUGAUAUCCGCGUUGAUUUUGUUUUGUGGAUGUGUGAAGAAUCGGUGGGUUUUUAGGGAAGAGGCUGAAAAUUUGACUUAAAUUUUUUGUCUGAAAAUCUGGGGCUUCUUAACCAGAAAAAUUACGUUUCAAAAAUAUGAAAUUAAUAAUUUUCUGAAUUUUCAAAUCGAUAUAUCGAAAAUUUUAAUUUUGGCUUGAAAAUUAGAAGUUUUUUCAAAAGUUAGGCUAAAUUUUAAUAUUUGUUACCAAAAAAAUUUGCUUGCUGAAAUUUUUUUCUGAAAAAAUACGUUUCAAAAAUAUAAAAUUAUUAUUUUUCUGAAUUUUUAUAUCGAUACGCCGAAUCCAGUUUACAAACCUAGAGUUGACUGAAAAUUUGAAGUUUUUUCAAAAGUUAGGCUAAGUUUCAAUAAUUUUUACCGAAAAAAUUUUGCUGAAAUUUAGAAAAAAAUACGUUUCAAAAAUGUUAGAAUAAUAAUUUUCUGAGUUUUCAAAUCGAUACUUUUUUCUGAAUGCAUAAUUCAAACUCAAAUUUCACUGAAAAUUUGAAGUUUUUUUAAAAGUUAGGCUAAGUUUUGAGAUUUUUCACCAAAAAAAUUGCUGAAUUUUUUUUCUGAAAAAAAACUUGAAAAAAUACGUUUCAAAAAUAUGAAAUUAAUAAUUUUCUGAUUUUUCAAAUCGAUACGCCGAAUCCAGUUUACAAACCCAAAUUUAACUGAAAAUUUGAAAUUGUGCUUGAAGUUUUGAAGUUUUUUUCAAAAGUUAGGCUAAGUUUCAAGAUUUUUUACCAAAAAAAAAUUUCUGAAUUUUUUUUCUGAAAAAAAAACUCGAAAAAAUACGUUUCAAAAAUAUGAAAUUAAUGAUUUUCUGAAUUUUCAUAUCAAUACAUUGAAUUCUUUAUUCAAACUCAAAAUUGACUGAAAAUUUGAAUUUUGGCUUGAAAAUUUGAAGUUUUUUUUCAAAAGUUAGGCUAAGUUUUGAGAUUUUUUAUCAAAAAAAAAAUUGCUGAAAUUUUUUUUCUGAAAAAAAAACUCGAAAAAAUACGUUUCAAAAAAUAUUAGACUAAUAAUUUUCUGAAUUUUCAUAUCGAUACGUCGAGUUCAUUUGUCAAACUCAAAAUUGACUGAAAAUUUGAAUUUUGGCUUCAAAAUUUGAUUUCUCGAGGAUUUCUAGAUAAAAAUUCUGGAUUUUCUACUUUAAAAUUUAAAUUUGAUUGAAAAUUCCUGUUUUCACUUCAAAAGACUGACUUUCCAACCUAUUUUUGAAAUGUUCUUACCCAGCAAAAAAUACGUUUCAAAAAUAUUAGAAUCAUAAUUUUUUGAAAAUCUCAACAUUGAUCGAAAAUUUGUAGAUUUCUACUCAAAAUUCAAAGUUUUUACUCAAAAACCAGAAAAAAAUACGUUUCAACAAAAUAUUCCUCCAGAAUCUCAUCAAUCACCGAUUCCGAAUUUCAACCCGACAUAAUUAUUCCGAAUUUCGUGGGAGUACUGUAUUUGUUGCGAGACACGUGCCUCAAAUUGAUCAAUUUGGUUCAUCCGGAUUUUCCUGGUGGAGCCGGGAAUUUGAAAUUGAAAGAAUUGGAGGCGAGAUUGGAGGAUGCGAAAAAGGUUGGGGGAUUUUUGAAAAUUGGAGAAUUUUGAGCCAGAAAUGGGCUCUCUAAGCCAAAAUUCAGGUCUAAAAAUCAGGCCUAGAAUUAAAUCUAUUAAAAAAAAAUUAGGCCUGAAACAUUUGUCCAAUUUAAGGCCUAUUUUUAAUUGAAAAAAAGCCAUGUUUAGACCCAAUUUAAGGGCUAAUUUUGAAAAUUUUAUACUCAACUUUAGGCCCUAUUUUAGGCUUUCGUUAGCCCCCAUUUCAGGCCUUAUUUAAGGCCCAAUUUUAAUUUUGUUAAGCCGAAGAUUCAGGCCUUUUUGGGUUUCAGACUCACUUUUCAGAUUCAGGCUAAUUUCAGGCUCAGUUAUAGGUCUAAUUUUGAGCCUAAUACAAAGCCUAAUUUUAUCGUUUAUAGGCCUAACUUCAGACCUUAUUUAAGGCCCAAUUAUAGGCCUCUCAUAUUUGAUUAUAAGUUUAAUUUCAAAAAAUUUUUGAAAUUUAGGUUUCUGGGCUUUUUAGCAAGCAUUUCGGGCCCUUUGGCCCAAUAUAAGGCCUAACGUUGGACCUAAUUUAAGGCCUAAUUUUAUAUUUUAUAGGCCCAACUUUAAGACUAAUUUUAGGCUCAAUUAUAGGCCUCUCAUAUUUGAUUAUGGGCUUGAUUUUAAUAAAUAUUUUCGAAUUUUAGGUUUCUGGGCUUUUUUUUAGCAAAAAUUUCAGGCCUCUUAGGCCCUAUAUAAGGCCUAAUUUUAGACCCUAAUUUAGGCCAAUUUUUUGAGUUUCAGGUUAAUUUUGUGGUGAUUUUUAGGUGAUUUUCAGUAAACCCAUUAAAUGUUUCCAGUCUGAAAAUCUUCCCAUCAAUUUUUCUUUUUCCAGAAAUGGCAAGAAGUUUGUGACGCAGUCGUCACAACUCUCCAAGCAGUCCACGAAAAAGACGAACGACUCAAAUUCCUGACGGAAAAAUUCUGGAGUGAUCAUGAUCGAAAUGUUGUGAUCACGAAAUGGGAUGGAGAUUUUGUGGGAAUUCAGAGAAGACGAAUUGGAAGAGGAGCCAAUAAUCAAAAGUUUGUGGAAAAAAAUUGAGAGAAUUCAUAAAUUUGGCCAUUUUCAGGACGAAAAUUGAGAUUCUGACCGGUUUUUUGAAGGUUUUGGGUUAAAAUUUGUGAAAAUUGAUGAAUUUUGAACCUAGAAGAUGAAAAUUUGAGAUUUUUGUCAAAUUUUUGGUAUGAAAAUUCGAAUCUGAGCAUUUUUUUGCUGAAAAUUGAGAUUCUGGUCAUUUUCAGUUCGAAAAUUCAGAUUCUGACCAUUUUUUGGCUGAAAAUUUGUGAAAAUUUAUGAUUUUUGAAUCCAGAAGAUGCAAAUUUGAGAUUUUUGUCAAAUUUUGGUAUGAAAAUGAAUGUGAGCAUUUUCAGCUCGAAGCUCGAAAAUUCAAAAUUUGAUCAAUUUUGAGCUAAAAAUUUGAAGAAAAUUGAUUUUUGGUAAAAAAAACAUUUGAAAAUGAUGAAAAAUCCCACAAAUUCCGAUUUUUUACAAUUUUGAGAUGAAAAUUUGAUUUUUUAAGAAAAUUUGAAGUUUUUCCCAUGAGAUUACUUUUUUUCAUGCUGAAAAUGCUGAAAAUCAUAAUUUUCAGCUAAAUCAUCAAAUUUUUGUCUGUAAAGGUUUCCUGAGCUCAUUUUCCGUGCUGAAAAUGCUGAAAAUCUUAAAUUUCAGCUAAAUCAUCAAAUUUUUGUCUGGAAAUUUUUGAAAAAUUGAGAAAAUUCAGGUUUUUUUCCACUCAAAUUUGAAUUUUUGGGCAAAAAAUUUGUGAAAAAUUUGAAAAAAAUAGCAAAUUCAAUGUGAAAAAUCCACAAAAUCCCCAAAUUUUCCAGCGAAGAUUCAGAUUUUCAUCAAUUUUCAGAUGAAAAUUUGAGCAUUUUCAGCCAGAAAAUUCUAGAAAUUUUCAAAAAAAAUUCUAGAAAUUUUCAAAAAAAAUUCUAGAAAAUUUCAGAAAGUGUUCGAAAUUUUCUCACAAAAUCCUCCGAAUUUUGCAGCGAAGAUUCGACAUUUGUUCAACAAUUAUUGGCUGAUUAUGAUUCUGAUUCCUCUUCUUCAUCUUCUUCAGCUUCCGAUGAUGAACACACUGGAAUAUCUCGAAAAACUCGCGCCAAAACUCUCACCAAUCGCCGCCCGUAA